UAUUUUAGGUCAGUCAAUAAUUUCCUGAUGACUGGUCCCAAGGCCUAUCUGAUCUAUUCUAGCAGUGUGGCCGCUGGUGCUCAGAGUGGUAUUGAAGAAUGCAAAUACCAGUUUGCCUGGGAUCGAUGGAACUGUCCUGAGAGAGCACUCCAGCUGUCCAGUCAUGGCGGGCUACGCAGUGCCAAUCGAGAGACAGCCUUUGUGCAUGCUAUCAGCUCUGCUGGGGUCAUGUACACAUUGACUCGAAACUGCAGCCUUGGAGAUUUUGACAACUGUGGAUGUGAUGACUCCCGAAAUGGGCAGCUUGGGGGCCAGGGCUGGCUAUGGGGUGGCUGCAGUGACAACGUGGGCUUUGGAGAGGCCAUCUCCAAGCAAUUCGUGGAUGCCCUAGAAACUGGGCAGGAUGCACGGGCUGCUAUGAAUUUACACAACAAUGAAGCUGGACGCAAGGCGGUGAAGGCCACCAUGAAGCGUACGUGUAAAUGUCACGGCGUGUCGGGCAGCUGUACCACCCAGACGUGCUGGCUGCAGCUGCCCGAGUUCCGAGAAGUGGGAGCGCACCUCAAGGAGAAGUACCACGCGGCGCUCAAGGUGGAGCUGCUGCAGGGAGCGGGCAACAGCGCGGCGGGCCGCGGAGCCAUCGCCGAUACCUUCCGCGCCAUUUCCACGCGCGAGCUCGUGCACUUGGAGGACUCGCCCGAUUACUGCCUGGAGAACAAGACGCUCGGCCUGCCGGGCACCGAGGGCCGCGAGUGCCUGCGGCGCGGCCGCGCCCUGGGUCGUUGGGAGCGCCGCAGCUGCCGCCGCCUGUGCGGGGACUGCGGACUGGCAGUGGAACAGCGGCGAGCAGAGACCGUAACCAGCUGUAACUGCAAGUUUCACUGGUGCUGCGCAGUGCGCUGCGAACAGUGCCGCCGCCGUGUCACCAAAUACUUCUGCAGCCGUGCUACUGGAGAGCGGCUGCGGCCCCGGAGGCGGCCCUAGGGCAUCACCCCCCGACUUCAGGACUGUGGGGGCACUUGGACCCGGCAGGGCGCAGCCCUCAGCAUCCCAGAGCUCCGGAAGCGCCCCAGGCGAGCCCUCCGACCCCCAGCUCCCAGCCCAGCCCCCUCCUGGCUGAUCCAGGCGCUGGGGAGGCGGGAGCACAGCAACCUAGUGUCGGUCCCCCCCAUCUCAUCGCAUGCUCUCUGACAGCCUCUGGCCCCCUGGGAAUGAGCUAAGGGUCCCAGGCCUAAUUCAUCUCAGAAUCCUUAGCCUGACUCCUCCCCUCAAUCACGUAGAGAUGGGGGAAGGGGGGAAGGGGUAGCACACAAAUGGGAGAGUACCUUCUUUUGUCCUAUAAUUACUGACCCUUCUUAAUUUAAGUGGGCUCUGUCCAAAAGUGUCCCUCUUUCUUAUGUGCAGCAGCCCUAACUGUGUGACCUUUAAAGCUGGAAGAAAACACACACACAUACUUUGAGACUGAUGGGACCCAGAUAAGGUCUUUUCUCACCUUAGACUCUUUUCUUAACAUUUUACUAGCUGCUGCUUCCUGGCAGCUCUAAUUACUAGUUCCCUUUCCCUAGUAACUCCUUUCUUCCUCAACAAAGGUGCCAGGUGGGAGGGAUCUUCCCUGCAUCCCCUGCUCUUCAAUUCCUGGGGAGAGAUUGACUUUGGAGAUUAAUUGGAGGAACUUGGGGAAGUCAAGUUUGGAUGAAUGAAACAGCUGAAUGAGGAGAGCCCUGCUUGUAUUCAACAGAAAAAAGAAGAAGGGUGCCAAUCCCAUGGGAUAGUCAUAUAACCUACUGGCACCUAGAAGUGGCACCCUGCAAAUAGCCAGAGAAGCCAUGAGCAUGAUUCCUGACUCCAGUGGCUUUGGAGAUGUACUGGGGAUGGAUUAGCAUGAUCCCUUAUUUCCUGAUCCCAUUUCCCUACUUCCCCAAUUUCACUUGAGGUGAGACUCCACUUGGGACUAUCUGCUCUAAACCCACACUGAUUCUAGAGAUCUGACCUGGAUACAGGCAGGAAGAAUGGAGCUUUAUUCCUAAAAGGUAGCUUCAUGUGGUGGUGGGGCUAUUUAAUUGCAUUAUAAAAAAAGACAUUUUCUGGUACAAAGCUGUGGACAAUCCUACCAAAAUGGAAAGGCUUUGAAUACAAAACCAAGGAUGUCUUUUGUCCAAGGACAGGCAGAACUAGGUUUGGAGACACUUCUCACCAAAUGAUGGAUCUCAUCAAUUAUAGCAGCUGCUUAAAACAACUGUCAGCUUAAGUGCAGAGAGAUCAUGAACUGAUUUGACGGAAAACUGAGCACACAAAAACAUGAGAGGGAAUGAAACCGAGGCUCUCUGAAAGACUGAGGUCAAUAGGAAGUUGAGCACUUUGAACUUUAUUUACUAGAAUCUGUGUCUAUAACAAUCCUAAUUGUUUGCUACCUUCUUUUGGAGAAUGUGCCUUUUUUUCCCCCUCUCCAGAACUGGAGAAUGGUGGUUUCCAGGCUUCCUGCUUAGGCCAAACAGUCUGGAUGCUAGUUGUCCUUCCCAAACUUCAGCCCCCUGCCCACUUAGCCAGGCUGUGGUUGAAGCUGCCAGCUGUUUGUAAUCCUCUAGCUAAUGUAAUAAAAUAGUAACCAAGAGCUUUUCCAAUGACA
Monodelphis domestica (gray short-tailed opossum) is the source of this 2626-nucleotide messenger RNA. The record is from RefSeq and is a predicted model, not a curated record. Lineage: Eukaryota; Metazoa; Chordata; Mammalia; Didelphimorphia; Didelphidae.